AUGCAGCACGUGUCGCCGUAUGCGUCAAGCAUGGACACGCACUUCCACAGUGCCUCCACGCGGAGUGGGCUCAAUGUCCAACCGCCCCUGGUGGAGGAGGAACUCAUGACACAAGUCGGAGGCGAGAGCCGUGAGAGGAUGGGGACCUCCAACAGCCUGCGCGCUCUGGAGGAUGCCAGCCUUGAGGAGUUGGCCUCUGCCCUGACGACGAAACUUGACAAGGAUAAGGACCGCGCCAAGUUGCAGAUGUCUCAGCUGAAAGAGGCGGAACGGCAGCUGGAGGAGAAGCAGCACCAGCUGGACGAGCUCGAGAAGCGCAUCUUCGCCAUGACUGAUGGUUUGGAUGAUGUGAUCGAGCUGAAUGUGGGAGUUGUCAUGUCGACUGCCUUCGUUGUGGCUUUGCUCCUCAACCUGUUCCAUGUGGGUCUUGGUUUCCGCACAGAAGUGGUGGCCAACAUGUCCACGGCCAAGCCGGACUGCGCGGCGUGGUAUGAUGUCCUUCCGGGCAAAUUCAAGGCCAAGUUCGGAUGGACCAGCAGCGACCGAAAGGACUACCUCAGCAAGACGCCCGACCCCUGCGCAGAGGCCGGCUUGGAAUGCUGCGGUGGUCAGUGCGCUUUGCCCGGCUGCCAGACGGACGUGGAGUGUUUGCAGUGCAAGGCCUUGAUGGCUGGCAGCAGCAUCCCAUCUGAGGUGCAGAAGGAGAUCUGUGAGGAUCCUAAGUUUUGCAGCAACAUGUUCUCCAACAAUUGCGCCUACUUGGCCGGCGAGUGCACCCGCAAAAAGCAGAGCUGCGACGCCUGCACCAGGUCCUACAAGGACAGUGCUCCUCAUGUGGCCAAAGCGUCGUGUGAAAACACGGACCUCUGCUACCUCCCGCAGAUCGGAACCUACAAGGAGGGUGGCUGCAAGUGGAACGGUGACCAAAAGAGGUGUGAGAGAGGUCAGCACAUGAGCACGACCCGUGCCGUGCUGUGCUGCGCCCCGCACUCGAUGCUGGCAGGAAUGUUCAGUGGCAACUUCGAUGCGAGUCACAAGCGUGACAAGGAGAAUCGGAUAUUCCUGGACGUUGAUCCGCCCAUGUUUGAAAAGGUGCUACGGCAUCUGCGGCUGCGCCGUAUCGCCAGCCCAGACCAGCCGGCGCCGCUGCCGCAGGUACCAGAGGAGCUUCGUGCGGAGUGGGACAUGAUGAUCAAAUACUUUGGCCUGGACGUCUAUAUGUACGGCGACAUGGGUCGGAGUUGCAAUAUCUUACAGAGGAUUGCAGAGAUGAACGAGGUGGAUCAAGCCAAGCUGCAGGAGAACGACCUGGUGCGCAUCACUUUGAGCUCCACGGGUGGUGUGCCCUCCUCCAGCCAUCAGGAGGUGCUGGGCGCCUCGGGCUUCUCGGAACGGUCGCUGGAGAACAGCUACGGCGCCUAUCCGAAUAGCAUCACCAUCAAGUUCCUGAAACAUCGGGUGAAGGUGGAAGCCAUGGAGUUGCGCGCAAAGAUCGCAGAUGUGCUGGCGCACAUGUCCAACAAGUGGACCUUCAAACAUGGCCAGGAGUCGGUCAACAUGUCGUACUCCUUUUCCCGCUCCGAGCCCGGAACCGGCCGUCUUGAUACGCCGGGUCUGGGCCAAGCCUUUGUGGAUGAGGUGGUCUGGCUCUUUCCAAGAGACUUCUGCUUGGAGCACAUCGUGCUGUGGGGUCACGUCAUCGAAAAGACCUGA
Molecule: messenger RNA, 1713 nt
Organism: Cladocopium goreaui
Lineage: Eukaryota; Dinophyceae; Suessiales; Symbiodiniaceae
Source: the annotation of a GenBank genome assembly